Rotaria sordida is the source of this 1257-nucleotide messenger RNA. The record is from the annotation of a GenBank genome assembly. NCBI's taxonomy places the organism in Eukaryota, Metazoa, Rotifera, Eurotatoria, Philodinida, Philodinidae.
AUGCCGGUACACGAGCUCUUACGUGAAGCCGUGUUACUUACGCUUAGUCGUGGAAGCGAACGUAUUGAUAGAACAGCGAUUAUAACUGCUCUUGGACAAAUUACUACCAUCACGGAUAUUGAUUCAUUAGGAAAUCUCGGGGAUUUGUCAGAAUGGUAUGUAAUUUUUAAAACGAAAACUGCUCGUGAAGAUGUUCUCAAGGUUCCUGAAUUGAAGAUUGGUGAUCAAAUCUUUUUAAUUAGUGAACCUUAUAAACAUGUUAAAAUCGUUCGUCUAUUAAACUUACCUACAUCAGUACCUGAUGAAGAUAUUCGAACCAUUGCGUCCAAUUGGGGUGGUAUCGUUCUAAGCGUUGAUGCUGAAAGGUUACCUCAUCCUUUUGAAGCAAUCAAAUCGUUCGUACGUCGUGUUCGUAUACAUUUUUCAUCUCGCCAAGAUGAGGAUAAAGUUCCAAUCUCAUGUCGAUUCGGUGGAUUUAAUGUCUCGGUACAAUUGGAAGGUCGUCAAAAGGUGAUGAAUAAAGAUGGUAAUGGGCAGACAAACGAAAGUGGAGAUAUGAAUCAGAACACUCCAACAGUUAAUACAACUGGGUCGAGUGAUAUUGAUUCAGCUUUUCCCGUGGUAGCUCGAGAAGAAUUACUUUUCGAAAGUCCACAUUUAAUGGCAGGUGAUGAAGAACGUGAUGUGAUUGCACCGGUACUCAUGCGUGAUGUAGCACUAAACGAAUUCAAUCAAGCCGCUGAUGUAAACUCUUUUCAAUCGAUGUCAGGUGGAAAUGAUGAACAUAUCUCAGAUGUUUCUGCCCUUCAACACCAAGUAUUAAUUGAUGCUUUUAAAAAUGCAGAUAAUGAACUUAAACGUACAAAUGCUGAUCGAAGCAUCGACUCGGACGUUGAUAUGGAUCGUAAGAAAUCACAUAUAUGUAAUUCAUCAACCUCAACCUCAGGUGAAACUGAAGGUGGCGAAGCGGUUGAGAACUAAAACGAGAACAAAAAAAAAUUAAAAGUAAAUAAAAAAAAAAAGGUUUAAAAUCAAAGAAGCUAUCCAAAUUAAAAUCCCAUCUUAUUGAUCAAACUAUGCUCAGAAUUAUAUCUUAUAAUAUUAGGGGAAUAACAACAUGUAAAAAACAACAACUGCUUAAAAUAUGGUUAAACCAAAAUCCACAUGACAUUGUUAUGCUCCAAGAAACACAUAUGACAAAAUUUUUCCAUCUUGAAAAUUUUAAAAAUUCUUUUCUUGAUUAUAAUAUUAGGGGGG